GCUGCGCGUGACGUCAGCGGGGUGUCGGUUUUAGCGGGUUUUCCGUAAAGCGGUUUAUUCAGUUCUGUGGAGUUUUUAGCUUUUAAACUUCAUAUUUACCACCAUUUACCCGCUUUAACCGAUAUAAAACCUCUCCCCGCGGGGUAAAAGCGGAUUAAACUCAUGUUUUAAAGGCUGUUUGGUAAUAAAGAGGACUUUGUUGAAGGCAGGAUUCUCCAAUAUAUUUUCUUUAUAAUGGAGAAGGAAACGGUGCCGGUCUUACAGAGGAAACCAGAGGAAACCGAAAAUAAACGAAAAAUCUCUAGAGAUGUUGAGAUGGAUAUUGAGUAUCUGUAUGAAGUUGUGCCCCAGCUGUCCCGGGUUUUUCGAAUCACAGACAAAAUUGGAGAAGGUACCUUCAGUUCUGUGUAUCUCGGUGAGGCUCAGAUGACGGACGGCAGGAGGGAGAAGUUUGCGCUGAAACAUCUCAUCCCCACCAGCCACCCGGUUCGCAUCGCUGCAGAACUGCAGUGUCUGACUGUAGCAGGUGGUAAGGAAAAUGUGAUGGGGGUGACGUACUGCUUCAGAAAGGAGCAUCAUGUGGUGAUUGUGAUGCCCUAUGUAGAGCACCAGCCUUUCGUGGAUAUAGUCGGCACUCUGAGCUUCGAGGAGGUGCAGCAUUACAUCUAUCACUUACUGAAAGCCCUGAAGCACAUUCACGAGUUCGGCAUCAUCCACCGAGACAUCAAACCCACAAACUUCCUCUACAACCGGCGGGACAAACAGUACGCUCUGGUGGAUUUCGGGCUGGCUCAGGGAACUCCGGAUACUCAGAUCGAGCUGCUGAAGGUGGUAAAGGCUCAGAAAGCUGGUGGUGGGUCCACGGGAAGAUCUGAGGAAUCACAGGGGAAACGGGCACUGAUACCCUUACCCCCCAACACCCCCCACCACACCCCCCACACCUCCACCAAACCUGCAGCUAAACGCCCCUGCCCUCCACCCUCUCGCACCAAACACACCAAGGAGCUGAUGGGACUGUGUAAGACGUCUCGUUCUGUGUUUGGGGAGCGAAACCUCAACAACACGAAUCCUCCGAAGACUCCCACAGAUAAAGUCGAGGCUCCCCUAUUAAAACCCACAAAAACAGAGGACGUUGCUGCUCGCAGGUUUGUGUCGACUAAACGGCGCCCCCUUCCUGCCAGAUCCAGCACGACCGGCCAGAAGCCCAAACCCACCUCUCUGAACCCGGCUCUCACCUGCAGCUGCUACAUGACUGACCACAUCUGCAACAUCUGCCUCUCCAGGAAACAGCAGGUGGCUCCCAGAGCAGGAACUCCAGGAUUCAGAGCUCCUGAAGUUCUAACCAAGUGCCCCAAUCAGGGAACAGCGAUUGAUAUCUGGUCGGCAGGUGUGAUCCUGCUGUCGCUCCUGAGCGGCAGGUAUCCGUUUUUUAAAGCCAGUGAUGAUCUGCUGGCUUUAACCCAAAUCAUGACCAUCCGUGGAUCUAAAGAAACGGCGCAGGCAGCCCGGAAGUUCGGUAAAGCUAUAGUGUGCAGUCGUGAGCUUCCACCGCUGGAUCUGAGGAUCCUCUGCGAGACCCUGAGGGGCAUCCGGCCCUGUGGAGGAGAUUCCCUGCCCCCCGAGUUCAGGACAUCCCGCCACCCCGCAGAUACCAAGCAGGAGCAAACCGGACCCACGCCGGGACCGUCCCGCGGAACAGGCUGGGACAGCGUCCCGGAUCACAUUUACGACUUACUGGAUAAAUUAUUAGAUCUGAAUCCAGCAACCAGAAUAUCCGCCGCCGUCGCUCUGCAGCAUCCACUGUUUAAAGACUUCACUGAGUAACUGAUGGGCGUGGCCAUAAAUAAAUCACUAAUUUAUUCAUGCCCCGCCCACAUAAUGUGCUUACGAAUGCUGAAAUUGCCAGAUUGGAUAAGCUUUACAGAAAUGUAGUGCAUUUCUUUGUUCAUUUUAAUCGAUUUACAGUACUGUGCUAAUGUUUUCGACCCCUGAUCACAUGAUUAUAAAUGAUAUUUGUACUAUUUAUUGUAAUAUUAAGAUAAUAUUUUCACACCUAAAAGUCAAGAACAGUCUCGGAAUAAAGGUUUGUGUUUGAAACCUUGUAUUUGGUUAGUUUUGUCUAAAUAUCUCCCUGCCAGAAGCUGCAUCAAACCUGGGUUAAUCUACAGUUACAGUAGAUACAGAAUCACCAGCACCGUAAUCUGUUGUACCCGUACUGCUCUGUAAUCAAUCUACAGUUACAGUAGAUACAGAAUCACCAGCACCGUAAUCUGUUGUACCCGUACUGCUCUGUAAUUAAUCUACAGUUACAGUAGAUACAGAAUCACCAGUGCCGUAAUCUGUUGUACCCGUGCUGCUCUGUAAUUAAUCUACAGUUACAGUAGAUACAGAAUCACCAGCACCGUAAUCUGUUGUACCCGUACUGCUCUGUAAUUAAUCUACAGUUACAGAAGAUACAGAAUCACCAGCACUGUAAUCUGUUGAGUCUGGAGGAAGAGUGGAGAGACACACAGUUAAAGCUGCUUGAGGUCUAGUGUGAAGUUUCCACCAAUCAGUGAUGGUUUGGAGAGUCAUGACAUCUGCUGGUGUUGAUCCACUGUGUUUUAUUAUCAAGUCUAAAGUCAGUGCAGUUUUGUUUUCCCACAAAAUCUUACAGCACUUCAUAUCUUACAGCUUCCCUCUGCUACUGACAACUUUUAUAGAGAUGUGGAUUUCAUUUUCCAGCAGGAUUUGGCACACUGCCCACACUGCCAAAAGUACCAAUUGUUCUUAUAUAGUAUUCUAAUUUUCUGAGAUAUUGAUUUUUGGGUUUUUAUUGUCUGUAAGCCAAAAUAAUCAUCAACAAUAAAAUAAAUAAACGCUUAAAAUAGA
Astyanax mexicanus (Mexican tetra) is the source of this 2871-nucleotide messenger RNA. RefSeq names its product cell division cycle 7 homolog (S. cerevisiae) (gene cdc7). Lineage: Eukaryota; Metazoa; Chordata; Actinopteri; Characiformes; Acestrorhamphidae. Gene Ontology annotation, molecular function: ATP binding; protein serine/threonine kinase activity. The transcript is spliced from 12 exons. Gene Ontology annotation, biological process: protein phosphorylation; mitotic DNA damage checkpoint signaling. Bases 235 to 1824 code for a protein of 529 amino acids. Gene Ontology annotation, cellular component: nucleus. The record is from RefSeq and is a predicted model, not a curated record.